AUGGCCUCCUCCCCGACGUCCGAAGUGCAGCGCUUCUUUGCCUUUCCUCCGGGUACUAACAGCGCGACCGCGGCAGACGACAUUGAGGCCUACGGAGAAAAUGUGGCGAUCAUAAACGAGUGGCAACGCCGCCACUUUCAGCCUCGGAUCGACAGGUUGAAGCCUCCCACGGACGGUGCUUGGAUAAUCGACCGCUACUUUGCACGAGAAGUCCUUUGUCUAUCGCGUGACUGGUAUCUCUUUGACUGCGUCGUCUGCGAAGACGAACUCCCGCCUUUGACGCAGGAAGCCUUCGAGGAGAGGGGCCGUUCGCUCCUCGAGAAGCUGGGCGAAUACUGGAAGCGGUACUCGCGUGGCAUGGAGACAUGGAGGACGAGAUGGACUUUUGAUUUCACUGUCGACGACGAGACCGAACAUAAACUGAGGAUGUGGUGUCUUGUCGAGAGGCUAGACAUGUAUCAGUUGAAGAAGAUCCUCACGGACGAGGAAGAGACUAGCCUGUGGCGCGUUUUUCGCAUGGGUUUGUUCCACUGCGUUCAGGGAAGAUGGCCCUCGAGAUAUUUCCGAGAAAUGCAACAUUGGGAAUAUCGUUUUCUCGCCAUGUCCCGGUGUUUGUGGCCCGAUAUGCUCCACCUCGGGUACAUCGGGGAUCCAGUGACGCUAGGCGGUGCGAUGGCCUGCUAUAACAUGAAUCAGUACAAGAUGGAUGACUCUCACCAACGCCUCGCGUACUACGCAGACAAUGUGUCGAACAUCUUCCAGUUCGUCAACAAGCACGCAUGGGAGCCUGUCGAAGCCAAAGCGUCACAGGCGAUUAGCGCCUUCCUGAUCUACACUACAGAGAGCCAAGUAGAGUGA
Messenger RNA from Schizophyllum commune H4-8, 858 nucleotides. RefSeq lists its product as uncharacterized. The transcript is spliced from 3 exons. NCBI's taxonomy places the organism in Eukaryota, Fungi, Basidiomycota, Agaricomycetes, Agaricales, Schizophyllaceae. Bases 1 to 858 code for a protein of 285 amino acids. The record is from RefSeq and is a predicted model, not a curated record.